Zerene cesonia (dogface butterfly) is the source of this 1649-nucleotide messenger RNA. It is a transcript of the gene Fen1, whose product is annotated as flap endonuclease 1. The record is from RefSeq and is a predicted model, not a curated record. The coding region runs from base 108 to 1247 and encodes 379 amino acids. Gene Ontology annotation, cellular component: nucleus. Lineage: Eukaryota; Metazoa; Arthropoda; Insecta; Lepidoptera; Pieridae. Gene Ontology annotation, molecular function: magnesium ion binding; RNA-DNA hybrid ribonuclease activity; DNA binding. The transcript is spliced from 8 exons.
AAAUUUCCCGCCAUAUUCCCCAACGUCAAUUUAAUUGGGCAUGAAUUUGUAAAAAUAAUAUUGUUUUAUGAUACAUAUAAGUAGUGCUCAUAUUUUUCAAAACCAAGAUGGGUAUUAUAGGUUUAUCUAAACUAAUUGCGGAUAUCGCACCUCAAGCUGUUAAAGAAAUGGAAAUUAAGAAUUACUUCGGUCGUAAAGUAGCUAUUGAUGCAUCUAUGAGUUUAUAUCAGUUUUUAAUAGCAGUGCGGAGUGAAGGAGCACAACUUACAUCUGUGGAUGGUGAGACAACAUCACAUUUGAUGGGAACUUUCUACAGAACCAUCCGGCUGGUAGAGAAUGGUAUUAAACCUGUAUAUGUGUUUGAUGGCAAGCCACCAGAAAUGAAGUCACAUCAAUUGAACAAGCGAGCUGAGAGGCGAGAGGAGGCUGAGAAGGAACUCCAAAAGGCUACUGAAGCUGGUGACCAAGCAUCCAUGGAAAAGUUCAACCGCCGGCUAGUGAAAGUGACAAAGCAGCACGGAGAGGAAGCCCGGGAACUGUUGAAACUUAUGGGAGUACCUGUUGUUGAAGCACCUUGUGAGGCUGAGGCGCAGUGUGCAGCUAUGGUAAAAGCUGGCAAAGUAUACGCUGUAGCAACUGAGGAUAUGGAUGCAUUGACCUUUGGAUCCAAUGUAUUACUGCGUCACCUCACAUUUUCCGAAGCUCGUAAGAUGCCAGUUCAGGAGUUCCACCUUGACCAGGUGUUGAGCGGACUGGAGUUGAAUCAUAGUGAGUUCAUAGACCUCUGCAUCCUCCUUGGCUGCGACUACUGCGGGUCGAUCCGCGGCAUCGGGCCCAAGCGAGCAAUAGAGCUCAUCCGGCAACACCGCAGCCUCGAGGAGGUGUUGCGGAAUAUUGACACUAAGAAAUAUCAGCCGCCUGAAGAUUGGGACUUUACUAACGCGAGGAGACUGUUCUUGGAGCCAGAGGUUAAGGAUGCCGGUGAGAUUGAAUUAAAAUGGACAGACCCAGAUGAAGAUGGUCUAGUAAAGUUCCUGUGUGGAGAUAAACAGUUUAAUGAAGAUAGAGUCAGAAAUGGCGCUAAGAAACUACUUAAAGCUCGCUCUGGCACCACACAAGGAAGACUUGAUGGGUUCUUUAAGGUACUGUCAACGACUCCGAAUCCUAAACGGAAAGCGGAAGACGAGAAAAAGAACGCAAACAAGAAAGCAAAGACCGGCGGCGGUCGGGGGAGACGGCCGAAAUAAAUAAUAUAAUUAUAAUCGUUUUAUUUUUCCAAGAAGUAUGGCACUAAUUCUUUGGGCUGGUUCCUACAAUACAUAACUAUGUCCAUAAUCAUUGAAACUGCCUUUCCCACUGUAUUAAUUGACUGACAGUUUAUUUAAUAAUUAAUAAAACGAAUUAUUCCAUAUAAUAACGAAGAAACUCACCGAAAAACGCGAACAAAUGCCUGAAAUACAUGCAAUGUUUGCGUCACUAAAUUAUGUAUGUUUGUGUGUUUUGAUUGCUGAUUGACUGUAGAAUAUAUUUCGUUUCUUAUCAUUCAGAAGUGAAAUUUAACUAUAGUGACUGGAACCUAUUAAUGCGGCUGUUAUAGAUGUUUCUAAAUCGGUAAUAAUAAUCAAAGUUAAAUACAUACUUUACUUAAA